Engraulis encrasicolus (European anchovy) is the source of this 537-nucleotide messenger RNA. Its product is annotated as inactive rhomboid protein 2-like. Gene Ontology annotation, biological process: regulation of epidermal growth factor receptor signaling pathway; regulation of protein secretion. Gene Ontology annotation, molecular function: serine-type endopeptidase activity. The transcript has 3 exons. Gene Ontology annotation, cellular component: endoplasmic reticulum membrane. The record is from RefSeq and is a predicted model, not a curated record. Lineage: Eukaryota; Metazoa; Chordata; Actinopteri; Clupeiformes; Engraulidae. The annotation marks the transcript as partial.
UAGAUGCAAUGAUCUGUGGAUGUAUAUUUGCUUUGACCAAUGGAAUGAAUGUCUUUUUGUCUGUUUUUUUAAUAGUGAGACCAAAGAUAAUCUCUCCCUCUCUCUCUCCCUAUCUCUCUCUUUGCCUCUCUCUCUGCCCCUCUCUCUCUCUCUCUCUCCUCUCUUCCCUCUCUCUUCCCUCUCUCCCCCUCUCCGUUCUCUAUCAGGUGUGAGAUUACGACGCGAGAGUAUUGCACUUUCAUGCACGGCUACUUCCAUGAGGAGGCGACACUGUGCUCACAAGUGCAGUGUUUAGAUGACGUGUGUGGCCUGCUGCCGUUCCUCAAUCCAGACGUCCCAGACCAGUUCUACAGACUCUGGCUGUCUCUCUUCCUACACGCUGGGCUCCUGCACUGCCUGGUGUCGGUGGUCUUCCAGAUGACCAUCCUGCGUGACCUUGAGAAGUUAGCCGGCUGGCAUCGCAUCUCCCUCAUCUACGUCCUCAGCGGCAUCACAGGCAACCUGGCCAGCGCCCUGUUCCUGCCCUACAGAGCUGAG